AUGGACUUAUCAGUGCAGUUGUCCUCCCCAUCAGUGCAGUUCUCCACCCCAUUGAGAGUGCAGGAAGAAUUACGUUCAAGAACUGAGGAUGCUCCUGUGAAAAAGAGGAGGAAUAAUAAGGGUGGAUGGAAAAUUAUGCCUUUUAUUGUGGGAAAUGAGAGUUGUGCAAAUCUUGCAACGGCUAGCUUAUCUGCUAACCUGGUGGUGUUCUUGAUCUUUCAAUACAAGAUGGAUCAGAUUCAAGCUGCAAAGAUUUCAACCAUCUGGGGAGGAAUAAAAGAUAUAUCACCCAUUAUUGGUGCUAUUGUAGCAGAUUCUUAUCUAGGAAGGUUUUGGACAAUCCUCGUUGCCUCUUUCACAUAUAUAAUGGCAAUGCUACUUGUGACACUCAUAUCUGUAGAUAUAGAACAACUAAGGGGAACCCAAUAUGGCCUUGCACUGCUCUAUAUAUUUCUGAUACUAACGGUCGUGGGCACAAGUGGGGUGAAGUCAUCUUCCAUAGCCUUUGGUGCCGAGCAAUUUGACAGCAAUGAUGAGGAGGGCAGGAAAAACCAGCAAAGCUUCUUCAAUUGGUAUUAUUGUGCAGCUACUUUGUCUACCAUGCUGGGCAUGACCAUUGUUGUUUAUAUACAAAGUAAUGUCAGCUGGAAAUGGGGAUUCGCUCUGGCUACUCUACUCAUGAUUAUAUCCACUGUCCUUUUCUCGCUUGGAACCAAGUAUUAUGUCAUGGUCAAUCCACAAGGCAGUGCCUUCAGUGGGUAUCUUCAAGUGAUUGUCGCAUCUAUUAGAAAGAGAAACUUGGUCUUGCCUUCUGAUCCAAGAGAAUUGUACGAUGUGCCUUUAAAUAAAGAAACAGAUGAUGUGAAACUCUUUUCAACAGACUUCUUGAAGUUUUUCAACAAGGCAGCCAUAAUCAGUAGAGAAGAUAAUAAGGAACAUACCUCCACACCCAAUCCUUGGAAGCUCUGCUCAGUUCAGAAAGUAGAAGAGCUCAAAUCAUUGAUAAGAAUAUUACCCAUCUGGAGCGCAGGAAUACCAGUGUCCAUCAUCUUACUGGGCAGUGCUAGCACUUACAUGAUAUACCAGGCAAGAAUUAUGCACAGAAAACUGAGUGUCCAUUUUGAAAUGCCCAUAGCUUCCAUGGCCGUCUUUGCUCUCUUAACCAUAUCCAUUUGGCUGCCCAUCUAUGACAAAGUCAUAAUCCCACUUUUCCGUCGCUUAACAAAGAGAAGUGAAGGCAUUACCUUAAUUGAAAGGACUGGAACAGGCCUUGUAAUCUCAGUGAUCACCAUGGUUGUAGCAGCACUGGUAGAAAUUAAGCGUAGAAACAGCAUGGAGCCCAUCUCUGUGUUUUGGCUGGCGCCCCAAUAUACUCUGCUAGGCUUGGCUGAGGCCUUUUAUGCCCUUGGUAUGAUUGAAUUCUUUUAUGUGCAGUUUCCUCCGAGCAUGAGAAGUACUGCUGUGGCAUUGUACUGGUGUGGCAUGGGCAUAGGUUUGUUGUUCAGCAGUGUUAUUAUUACAGUGGUGCAUAAUGCCACUGGUGGGAACAGAAUAAAUGCUUGGCUGAAUGAAAACCUGAAUGAAGGGCGCCUUGAGUAUUUUUAUUGGUUUUAUGCAGCCUUUGGUCUGCUCAAUUGGUUUUAUUUUCUUCUUUGUGCAAAGUUGGUGAGAGACCCCAGACAGUGCAACAAUGGUUCUGAUCAUCAACAGCAGGAAAACACACAAGUAUCAUCGUCUUUCUAA
Cryptomeria japonica (Japanese cedar) is the source of this 1743-nucleotide messenger RNA. RefSeq names its product protein NRT1/ PTR FAMILY 2.13. Gene Ontology annotation, molecular function: transmembrane transporter activity. The record is from RefSeq and is a predicted model, not a curated record. Gene Ontology annotation, cellular component: plasma membrane. Gene Ontology annotation, biological process: transmembrane transport. Bases 1 to 1743 code for a protein of 580 amino acids. The transcript is spliced from 4 exons. Lineage: Eukaryota; Viridiplantae; Streptophyta; Pinopsida; Cupressales; Cupressaceae.